Caenorhabditis bovis is the source of this 1863-nucleotide messenger RNA. The record is from the annotation of a GenBank genome assembly. Lineage: Eukaryota; Metazoa; Nematoda; Chromadorea; Rhabditida; Rhabditidae.
AUGAAUCGCAAAAACUAUUUAAAUCAAAACAGAAGCAAUGGUGGCCAUCGUGAUGUAAAACAAUUGUCGAAAAAUAAGAACCGCUUUUCACGACUCGACCCUGACAUUUCAAGUCGCUACGAAGAUCUUGACGAUGAAGUUUCCGUUCCAGUGACGUCAAGACUUACGACUAAUCACAAAGCUCGCGGUAAUAAUCCACGCACCAAUCCAUUUCAAAGAAAUUCGACAAUUGCCAAUACUGGAGUACGGAAUGCUGAGAUUGUUAACAAAAUCAAGGUUCCAUUUGGCGCGCGCAAGUACGAAGUCAAAUGGAUUUGUCGACAAUUGAAUCAGAAAAUUGAGAAUUUCAAGCCACUUCUUAUUACUCCAACUCCUCAUGGCCAUUUGGAAUUUUAUAUUCGAGAUGAUGAUGUUGCUGCCGCAAUUCAAGCAAAUUCAAGACGUAUCCUUCACAGAGAAUCAUCGAGUAAAGUCGAGUUUCAUGUGACAAAAGUUCCAGCGCCUUGGAUGAUUUUGAAGAAAAAUGAAAUCGAGUUAAUUCAAAAAGUUGUCGAUCGUCGUUAUAAUGCUGAAAACAGAGCGCUGGAUUUAUCAGAUUUCGCUUCUGAUUCCGAAUUCACUUCACGCGACAUGAUGAUGACAAUGACAAAAGGAAACGUGAUGCUAGCCAUUGUUGACAGAAUUGAUGAAAGAUAUGGAAAUAUUACGGCUCUCAGUUUAUCUAAUAAUCGACUGGCGCAUUUGGAUUAUGCAUCGGCGGUUGUCGCGGUUGCCAAAUUUGUUAAAGUCCUCGAUUUAAGUCAUAAUCUGAUCAAAUCCGAAGCCGAGUUCGAAAAAUUCGGAGGUCUACCAGUCGAACAAUUGUGUUUUGAAGGAAAUCCGCUAACGGAGAAGAUGUCAGGAGCCAGCGACUAUCUCAGCUUCAUUCACAAGACAUUCCCUCGAGUUUCUGCAUUGGAUGGGAUCGCCGUUACGCCGCUUUUACAAGGACCGGACCCGAGUGAGGGAGAAUUCGCACCAUUCCGGGCUGGAUAUUAUGAAAAUGAUCAAAUUCGCGCCAUCGUUGAAAACUUCAUUGUGGAAUUUUUCCGAUUGUACGAUGGUCCAGAUGGAACAAAAACAAGAAAGAGUCUCGUGGAUGCUUAUGAAGCGGACAAUUCCACAUUCACUCUUGCCAUUCAAAAUAUUAAAUGCAACACCUAUAAGCGAUAUCCUAGCGACGAAUGUUACGACAAUUAUAUUCGUACAUCACAUAAUUUACUUACUUUGGAGAAGUUCAAUAGGAAUCGCUCGGCCAGAGUCGCUAUUGGAUCAAUGGAUAUUGCUGUGGCGCUUUCAAAGUUGCCAACAACCCGACAUUUAAUGGACACUUUCAUUGUCGAUGUUUUUCUUGUAACGAAUGCUUUGCUUGGAUUCACCGUUCAAGGAAUGUUCGAAGAUGGCGAUUUGACUGUUACCGGAAAAUCGCCGGAACUUAAUUUCUUUUCAAGAACGUUUACAGUUGUUCCGAAAGAGGGACAACGUGUCGCUGUUUCCUCGGAUAUGUUAUUUAUCAGUUCUGCACCAACUGAAAUGCUUACUCAGUAUAAGGCUUUGCUCGAUUUGGCACUUAAAAACGGUUCAGCUUCUGCACCUGUCAAUCCGAUUGCAGACGCCUCUAUUGGACUUAAUGGAAUGGGAUUUUCUGGCGAGCCGCCAGCAGAUGUUAAAGCGCAAAUGAUUGCCGCCUUCUCACAGUAUAGCGGAAUGAUACCAGCGUGGAGUGAAAAAUGUCUCGCCGACUUCCAUUACAACUUCGACCAAGCGUGUCAGAAAUUCAAUGAAAUCAAGUCGAAUGUUCCCGCUGAAGCAUUUGCGCGAUGA